Messenger RNA from Morus notabilis, 2082 nucleotides. Its product is annotated as trihelix transcription factor GTL2. The coding region runs from base 143 to 1855 and encodes 570 amino acids. The record is from RefSeq and is a predicted model, not a curated record. The transcript has 2 exons. Lineage: Eukaryota; Viridiplantae; Streptophyta; Magnoliopsida; Rosales; Moraceae.
UCCCAUUUCCCCGUACUACUUACUAAUGUACGUUUAGGGUUUACACGAAAUAAGAAGCAGAAGAAGGAUAACAAAAAUUAGCUAUUAGCUAUAUCUUCGCCGCGCUUUAUCAUUCAUCACUUCAUUUCUUUCGCUUCUAAACAUGCAGUCGAAUUAUGAAAGAGCAGAGAGUAGUAGUGAUCUUCCCGAUGCUCAACACUUGACAGAUAGCUGCUGCGAGUACUCUUGUUCACCACCAUUUUUUCCUCAUAAUAUUCUCCCACCCGUUAAUCCUUCAAUGCAAAUUAACCAACAUUUCUCUCUUCUUCACCAUCAACAAGGCCUCCUAAAUAUUACUGCACAGCAACAAUAUUAUUCUGAUAUUGCACAACAACACCAAUAUAAUUCCCACACUAACCCAAUAUUCACCCACCAGUUCUUCCAAGAAUGGCCCGUACAGUUUCAGCCAUGGCAAGCACAGCGAAGAGAAACUCCAGCUGAUCAAUCUUCGCAUAGCAAUGAUCUCUUCCCUGUCAUGAAUUUCAAGCUUGGUGGUAACUAUUUGCUUGAUGCACUUCCCGAGAACCGACCAUAUUCUUUAGAGUUCACGCCCAAAUUUUGUCGGCAGACGCAAGAAUAUUCCACUGCCAAACAACCCUUUUGCAAGGAUAUUCAUGAUAUUCCCAACGCAGACAAAAAGAACAACCAAUUCGGCGAUGUGAGGGAGAUAUGCAAUGAACUUGAAGAAAUCUAUGGCCUUGUAAAGAACAGUACUAGUAAACAAUUAACCGGCACUGGUUCCGCUCUAACCCGCGAGGCCAAUCUUGAGCCGGCGCCGUUUUGUCAAGAAGAAGAAACCUCGCCAAAAAUCGAACUUCAUAAGAAGAAGAAGAGGAGGAGGAAAAGUAGUAAAGAGCUUUUGAGUUCAAUGGCGGGCUUCUUUGAGGGCUUGGUUGAGCAGGUGAUGAGCCACCAAGAUAGGCUUCAUAGCAAUUUUUUGGAAGCCAUUGAUAGGAUUGAUAGAGAAAGGAGGGAGAGAGAAGAAGAGUGGAGACGCCAAGAAGCUCAAACGCAAAACAGAGAAGCCAUGGCUAGAGUCCAUGAGCAAGUCCUUGCUUCAAGCAGAGAGGCACUUAUUGUUUCAUACUUGGAGAAAAUCACUGGCCAAACAGUUGAUCUUCCUUCGGGAUUUAAGAAUAGCCCUGAUGAUUUGAUCAUUAGUGAAUUGUCUAAUUUGGAGGAAAUGUCAGACAUUAGUAAGAGUGCUGAAAAGAACAUGAGAAGAUGGCCUAGAAGUGAAGUUGAGGCAUUAAUCCGAGUCCGAAGCGGUUUAGGAGAGAAGUUUCAUCAAGAACCGGGGAUAAAUAUUAAGGGUCCUAUUUGGGAAGAUGUUAGUGCUUUGAUGGCUUCAAUGGGGUAUAAAAGGAGUGCUAAAAGGUGCAAAGAGAAGUGGGAGAACAUCAAUAAGUAUUUCAGAUCAAAAACCAAGAACAAUUAUAGUGCAACAAAUAAGGUGUCAAAAACUUGCUCUUAUUUUGAUCAGUUGGAUCAGCUCUACGCAAGAGUUAAUACCCCCAAAAUGUUUAAUGUCGGCCCUUCUUCAUCUUCUUCAAUAUCUCCCUAUUGUGCUAAGCCUCUAGUUGAUGGUUUUGGGGCACAAAGUCAAAGGCAAAGUUAUAUAGAGCUCAUGGAGACCUUUGGAGUUGCAGAACCUUCAUCUAGUGGGAAUCUAGAUUUUGAUGGGGUUGAUUUUCAUGACAAGGUAGAAUUUGAGCGAGUAGACCGCGAUGCGGAGAAGCUAAACCAUAUGGAUGAGGAUGACGAGGUUUUCGAAGACGAAAUCGAAGAAGAGGAUGAUCCAGAUGAUGAAGAAUGAAAUUGUACUUCAUGAGUUCUACCAUAGCUUAGGGAUGCUUAAUUUGUUUGUCAAGUUACGUAUUUAUAACUAUCAUGUUAUUUGUUGUAAAGUACGAUUUCAGAUGUUGUUGAUUCAAUGUUUGAUACAAAUGUAACCCCAUUACUUGAGAAAAUAGGCAAUCGGUUUAUACAACCUUUUGACGGAGGUUUUCACAAUUUUACCGUACAUAACAUCCUAUAAAUUUA